Messenger RNA from Rhodofomes roseus, 737 nucleotides. RefSeq lists its product as uncharacterized. The transcript is spliced from 3 exons. The coding region runs from base 78 to 509 and encodes 143 amino acids. Gene Ontology annotation, biological process: proteasome assembly. Lineage: Eukaryota; Fungi; Basidiomycota; Agaricomycetes; Polyporales; Fomitopsidaceae. The record is from RefSeq and is a predicted model, not a curated record.
CUCCAUUGCCCAACUUCAGGCGACCUCGCUCGCGAUAACACGUCCUGUUCUUGACUCCGUCUUCACUCUCUGCCAGCAUGACCAGUCAACCAAUCAUCACGGUUGAGACCAAGCUUGUGCCUCCAUCAGACCCCACACUUCCCGCGUUGGCUGUCCAAGUAACACGGCUGCUCGAUUCUUACAUGCUGUGGAUCGGUACGACCGACGAGGCAGCUGAGGACGUGCAGAAUGCGCUGCUUCAAGGGCACAUUGCGAGGGAUUGGGCUUGUGCAAUGCCGUUGGGGAACUUGAACGUACCGCCGGCCGCAACCUCAUUGUAUCGCUCCUCGAGUUCAGAUGCUGCCUUGUCGAUGUCUCAACGCCUUGCACGGCGCUUCAAGAAGCAGAUUUUUCUAUCCAUUGACCUUCCCCCCGGGUUUGACUCUAUGGGGCAGGGCCAGAAGCUCAUUUUGGCGGUGGAAAAGGCGGUGGUUGAGACGCUGAGGGAGGUGGAACGGGCCCAGGCAUGACCGAGGGUCCGUAUUGUGGACUCUGGCGGGGCGCAGGCUGGUGCCUGGCUUGGGGGCGGGCACAGGCUGAGUAGCGCAUGGCGGGUCGUCGUCCUUGUGUUGCAGUAGACAGAAAACGAAGAUGUGCAUGCGCGCGAUGACCGAUAAUAACAAUGUAUAUAUAUGGCUGAUAUCGAUAGCGGAUGCGCCAGGCAGAGGGUGUUUGGAACCGCUUGAUGUCGUGCGCGG